Molecule: messenger RNA, 2084 nt
Organism: Callithrix jacchus (white-tufted-ear marmoset)
Lineage: Eukaryota; Metazoa; Chordata; Mammalia; Primates; Cebidae
Gene: FOXQ1
Product: forkhead box Q1
Biological process (GO): anatomical structure morphogenesis; cell differentiation; regulation of transcription by RNA polymerase II
Molecular function (GO): RNA polymerase II cis-regulatory region sequence-specific DNA binding; DNA-binding transcription factor activity, RNA polymerase II-specific
Source: RefSeq, a predicted model, not a curated record
AUGAAGUUGGAAGUGUUCGCCCCCCGCACGGCCCACGGGGACAAGCCGACCAGUGACCUGGAGGGCGCGGGCGGCAGCGACGCGCCGUCCCCGCUGUCGGCGGCAGGAGAUGACUCCCUGGGCUCCGAUGGGGACUGCGCAGCCAACAGCCCGGCCGCGGGCGGCGGCGCCGGGGAUCCGCCGGGCUGCAGCGAGCAGAGCGCCGGCGGCGGGCCGGGCGCGGAGGAGGAGAGCCGGGUAGCGGCGGCGGCGGCGGCGGCGGCGGCGGCGGCGGCGGGGGGGGGCGCAGAGGCCGGGGCGGCGGGGCCUGGCACGGGCGACGGGGGGAGCGGCGAGGGCGCGCGCAGCAAGCCGUACACGCGGCGACCCAAGCCUCCGUACUCCUACAUCGCGCUCAUCGCCAUGGCCAUCCGCGACUCGGCUGGCGGGCGCCUAACGCUGGCUGAGAUCAACGAGUACCUCAUGGGCAAGUUCCCCUUUUUCCGCGGCAGCUACACGGGCUGGCGCAACUCGGUGCGCCACAACCUCUCGCUCAACGACUGCUUCGUCAAGGUGCUGCGCGACCCCUCGCGGCCCUGGGGCAAGGACAACUACUGGAUGCUCAACCCCAAUAGCGAGUACACCUUCGCCGACGGGGUCUUCCGCCGCCGCCGCAAGCGCCUCAGCCACCGCGCGCCCGCCCCCGCGCCCGGGCUACCGCCCGAAGAGGCCUCGGGCCUCCCAGCCGCCCCGCCGCCUGCGCCCGCAGCCCCGGCGUCGCCCCCCACGCGCUCGCCCGCCCGCCAGGAGGAGCGCGCCAGCCCCGCGGGCAAGUUCUCCAGCUCCUUCGCCAUCGACAGCAUCCUCAGCAAGCCGUUCCGCAGCCGCCGCCUCAGGGACACGGGCCCCGGGACGCCGCUGCUGUGGGGCGCCGCGCCCUGCCCGCCGCUGCCAGCGUUCCCCGCUCUCCUCCCUGCGGCGCCCGGCGGGGCCCUGCUGCCGCUCUGCACGUUUGGCGCAGGCGAGCCGGGGCUGCUCGGCGCGCGGGGGGCCGAGGUGCCGCCGGCCGCGCCGCCCCUCCUGCUCUCACCCCUCUCGGCGGCGGCCCCGGCCAAGCCGCUCCGAGGCCCGGCGGCCAGCGGCGCGCACCUGUACUGCCCCCUGCGGCUGCCCGCCGCCCUGCAGGCUGCUUCGGCCCGCCGCCCCGGCCCGCACCUGCCCUACCCGGUGGAGACGCUCCUGGCCUAAGCCGCGCCUCUGGGCCCCGGGACGCCGAGUCUGCGCCGUCGGGGAGGCGGGAACCCGGGCCAGCAGACUUUGCACUUUCAAUCCAGAGGAAAAUAAAUUUUUAAAAUCUCCAUCAAAUGUGCCUUAUAGCUAAAGCAUUUUGACAGGAGUGUUUUAACUUAGUCCGGGAUAUUUUCCUUUGUCUUUUACAACUUUACGGAGGACCAAAGCAAUUCUUGUUUUAGUUUCUUGGCGAAGCCUGUCCCUCCCACCCUUCAUAAGGAUUUUUUUUUUUUUUUUUUUUUGUCUUUCUUUAACGCCCAGGCUUCCCCUUAUUCCUACUGUUUUUGUCGCACCUUCCACUGAUUUACGUCCCUCCCCUGCCCGCUAAGUACAUCAGGGAACCUUUCCACACUAUAAAUGAUAUGACUACUGUUUGGGGUGUCUGAGCCCCCAUCCGUGUACGUAUGUGGCAUUUACAGGUAUGACUGAGUGUAAGAGAGAUAUCAGAGACUCUUCAGUCAUUUCUUGCUAUUGACCAAUGCUUCACUGUGCCAAAAGAGAAAAAAAAAAUGUUGGGUUUUGUAAUUAAAUUAUUUAUAUAUUUUUGAAACCUGAAUUGAAAAAUGUUGCAGGCAACGGGCGACAGCUUUAUUCGUGGUUCUCUAACUGUGGUCUCCUUGGGCCAACCAAUUUCUUUAGAGGAAAAGUUGAUUAUGUAUGUGGGGUGCCAGGACCACGGCCACUUGAAAGCAAGUGUGAUUUUUAUUUUUAAUAUUAUUUUAUUUGUGUCUGUGUAUAUAUUCAUGUAUAAAUGUUAUGAAACCCAAGCAUAGUGCUUAUUUUUUAAUAAAACUCACAACUGACAACACGUUGUG